AUGGCUACUACAUACCACGGAGAGUAUACGGGCCCUGCACAGCUGCUGUCGUUUGAUGGCCUCCUGUUUGAUUUUGAUGGCACGAUCAUUGAUUCUACGGCUGGAAGGGAGUUGGGUGUAGACCCGGAGGCCAUCCUUGCUACUUCCCACGGAAGGAGAAGUAUUGAUACUCUGGCUCUAUACGAUGAGAGCAAAGCCAACUGGGAGUACGUCAGCGCAAUUGAAGGCGCUCUGCCCCGAAAGUACGGGCAAGAUGCCACCGAAAUACCUGGAGCACGAGCUCUCCUCAAACAGCUCGUCGAUGCCAAUGCUCCCUGGGCAGUCGUCACUUCCGGUACUCGAGCACUAGUGACCGGCUGGCUCGAAGUCCUCCAGCUCGCACAUCCCAAAUAUCUCGUAGUUGCCGAGGAUGUGCAACAAGGCAAACCCGACCCGCAAUGCUACCAGCUCGGGCGAUCAAAGCUCAGCAAUGACGUGGGUUUUCCCCAGGAAUCGACCAAUAUGUUGGUGGUUGAGGACGCGCCAUCUGGUAUCAAGGCUGGUAAGGCAGCUGGGUUCAAGGUCCUUGCUCUUGAGACGACACAUACUGUCCAGCAGCUAAAGGAUGCGGGUGCGGAUUGGAUUGUGAAGGAUUUGAGAAGUGUGCAGCUCAAGUCGUGGAGUCAGGGGAGCAAAGUCGAGGUUGAGAUCAAAGAUACGCUGCAGUCCUGA
Messenger RNA from Talaromyces amestolkiae, 711 nucleotides. RefSeq lists its product as uncharacterized. The record is from RefSeq and is a predicted model, not a curated record. Bases 1 to 711 code for a protein of 236 amino acids. NCBI's taxonomy places the organism in Eukaryota, Fungi, Ascomycota, Eurotiomycetes, Eurotiales, Trichocomaceae. Gene Ontology annotation, molecular function: sugar-phosphatase activity; beta-phosphoglucomutase activity. The transcript is spliced from 3 exons.